Messenger RNA from Culex pipiens pallens (northern house mosquito), 1569 nucleotides. RefSeq names its product protein arginine N-methyltransferase 1 (gene Art1). The transcript has 3 exons. The record is from RefSeq and is a predicted model, not a curated record. The coding region runs from base 351 to 1508 and encodes 385 amino acids. Gene Ontology annotation, cellular component: nucleus. NCBI's taxonomy places the organism in Eukaryota, Metazoa, Arthropoda, Insecta, Diptera, Culicidae. Gene Ontology annotation, molecular function: protein-arginine N-methyltransferase activity. Gene Ontology annotation, biological process: peptidyl-arginine methylation.
GGCUUGCUUGUUCGAUUUUUGCGGCGUUUUUUUUUGUUCACCUUCGGCCUUCCCUCCAACCAAGUGUGUUCCUCACGCGCGCGGCAGCCAUUCUCGUGGUUCGGAGAAGUUACUAGUUCUCGUCGUCAAACGAUAGCCCAGGCAGGCAGCGCUUCCAGCUGGUGGUGAAUCAGGUUCCGCGAAGUCACUUCCGGGCCGAGUUGAUCUGUGAUUUUGAGUCGAUUUUUCCCGGGGUGUGGAAAAACGAGUUGCGAAAUUUUCGCCUGCUCAAGAAGGCCGAGGAGAGGAACAAAGCCCGAGCAGCCAACUUGGAUUGUGUUGAAAAGAAGCAGCUCUUUGUGCUAGGAAAAAUGGCCACCACAGACGUCAACAUGGAGACGGCGGAAAGCAGCAGCAGCAGCACCACCAAACCAAUCGCGUCCAAAAAGGGCCAACAGCAGAACGCCACCAGCCCGAACGGCAACAGCGCCGCGGACGGUGCCGUCGACGACAACGGCGACCUGGCGACCAACGCCGAGGACAUGACUUCGCGGGACUACUACUUUGACUCGUACGCCCACUUUGGCAUCCACGAGGAGAUGCUGAAGGACGAGGUGCGCACGCUGACGUACCGGAACGCGAUGUACCACAACAAGCACCUGUUCAAGGGCAAGACGGUGCUGGACAUUGGCUGCGGCACCGGGAUUUUGUCGAUGUUUGCGGCGAAGGCGGGCGCGGCGCGGGUCAUCGCCGUCGAGUGCUCCAAUAUUAUUGACUACGCGCAGAAGAUCAUCGAGGCGAACCACCUGGACGAGGUGAUUACGCUGGUGAAGGGCAAGGUCGAGGAGAUCGAGCUGCCGCACGGGAUCGACAAGGUGGACAUUAUUAUCUCGGAGUGGAUGGGGUACUGCUUAUUCUACGAGUCGAUGCUGGACACGGUAUUAUACGCGCGGGACAAGUGGCUCAGACCCAACACCGGUAUGAUGUUCCCGGACCGGUGCACGCUGUUUGUGUCGGCGAUCGAGGACCGUCAGUACAAGGACGAGAAGAUCAACUGGUGGGAUAACGUGUACGGGUUCAACAUGAGCGCGAUCCGGAAGGUCGCCAUCAGCGAACCGCUCGUGGACGUCGUCGACCCGAAGCAGAUCGUAACGAGCUCGUACAUGAUCAAGGAGAUCGACCUGUACACGGUCCAGAAGCAGGACCUGGACUUUGAGUCGCCGUUCCACCUGUUGGUCAAGCGGAACGACUUCAUCCAGGCGCUGAUCACGUACUUCAACGUGGAGUUCACCAAGUGUCACCAGCGGCUAGGCUUCAGCACCUCGCCCGAGUCGCCGUACACGCAUUGGAAGCAGACGGUGUUCUACUUUGACGAGUAUCUGACGGUGAAGAAGGGCGAGGAGAUCUACGGCAUGUUCAAGAUGAAGCCGAACGCGCGCAACAACCGCGAUCUGGACUUUAUGAUCGACCUGCACUUUAAGGGCGAACUGUCCCAGGUCAACGAGAAGAACCACUAUCGGAUGCGUUAACUUCCAGAAGCAAACAAACAAACCCCCGCCCACCCCCUUUAAAUAUUCACAUUUCCUCAAU